AUGCAGGUGUUGCGACAUGAAACCUUAUUCGACACAGCUGACGCCAAACCUGUCAACGUGACUGCAGUGGUGAAAUCGAUCCUCAGUCAGACAGAGGCGACGGAUGAGUCUAAGAACCUUAUCCGAUACCAAGUGUCGUCUCUCCUCAUGGCUCACAGGCCGCGCAAAGUGCUGUCCAAGUUUGAACGUGACGCAAUAAAGGAACCUAAGGCCGACAAAGACCUCGUUGUCGUCCCUACGGACAAGGGACUUUCGACGGUUGUUUUGGACUGGACUGACUACUGUCAGAAGGUCAAACGGUUACUAGGGGACCGUCAGGCCUAUCCCCCUUGCACAACCAACCCCGUAAAAACACCGACACGAGAAAUCAGUACAAUGCGUUUCGCAUUAGAAAACUCCGGCCCAACAUCACCGGUUGACCGACGCAUGACGGAAGCCCAGGACACGAUCUUGGCCCGCUUCUAUGGCCUUCCCAAUGUGCACUAA
Molecule: messenger RNA, 486 nt
Organism: Spirometra erinaceieuropaei
Lineage: Eukaryota; Metazoa; Platyhelminthes; Cestoda; Diphyllobothriidea; Diphyllobothriidae
Source: the annotation of a GenBank genome assembly